Oldenlandia corymbosa var. corymbosa is the source of this 2399-nucleotide messenger RNA. Lineage: Eukaryota; Viridiplantae; Streptophyta; Magnoliopsida; Gentianales; Rubiaceae. The record is from the annotation of a GenBank genome assembly.
AAUGAAGGAAAAAAAAGUAAUAAGAGCUUUGGAGGACUUGAUUUGUAGUCUUUAGAGCUUCGGAGGUCAAUUCGACAAAACUCAUGUAUGAGACAGAUUUGAAACCCAGAUGGCCGUUUUGCAAUAAGUUCCGGAAGUGGAGGUUUAACUAAAUUGUUGAAAGUUGAAACUUCCAAAUUGAUUCGGCUCACAAAUCUUCUUCCUUCCUUCGCCGGUGAAACCCAAAGUUACAGCAGAAGUGGAGGUUUAACUAAUUGUUGAAAUUUCCAAAUUGAAAUCGGCUUAUAAAUCUUCUUCCUUUCUUCGCCGGAGAAACAGAAACCGCCGCGAUCACCACCGCCCCCACCGCCGAAUAUUUGUUAGCUACGGAGGUUGUGCAUCUUUUAUUUAAAGGUAAAAAGUCUUUUCCGAGGAUCUUUAGCAAUGGAGGAUGAAUAUUUCUGCACCACAUGCCCAUUUAAACCUAAAACUAAUUUGUUUUUUACUUCUUUUUUCCUUUUUUUUUUUUUUUUGCAGUUCUGGGUGUGCCCGGGCUUCUCCGGGCACAUAAACUAGAUUCGCCCUUGGAGAGAUACAAACAGAGAAGACUAUUGUAAACCUGUUGAAGGCAUUGAAAGAAUCCUUAAAUCUACCAAGCAAACAUUUAGGAGUUGACAACGUCAGACUUGUUGAAAGAUAGGCUCGUGCAAAUAAUUUCUAAUGAGGUCUCCGAACAAAGAUGAUGAGAUUGAUCUGGAGAAUUUGAUCUUGGAAAAAGAAAGAGAGAAGGUUGUGCGAAUUCACAAAGCAGUUGCAGUUUCCAACAAGGCAUUACUUUCUGGCCUUGCAUAUUGUAUUUCUUCAUGUAGCAUGAUACUGGUUAACAAAUAUGUACUCUCUGGCUAUGGUUUCAAUGCGGGCAUUUCUUUGAUGGUGUAUCAGGUGGGAUUAGACUCAAUUCCAACUUGUUUGUGUUUCCCUACCUAUAAACUUAUUUUAUGAUUUACUGAGACCUAAUUAGUUGGCAUAUCAAUGCAGAAUCUUGUUUCAGUGGUGGUGGUUUGUAUUUUGACGCUUUCUGGAGUAAUAUCAACUGAACCACUCACAUGGAGAUUGAUUAAGGUGUGGUUGCCUGUCAAUGUUAUCUUUGUUGGGAUGCUAAUUACAAGUAUGUUUAGUUUGAAGUACAUUAAUGUUGCAAUGGUCACUGUCCUGAAGAAUGUUACUAAUGUCAUGACUGCUGCUGGUGAAAUGUAUCUCUUCAAUAAGCACCAUGACAAAAAAGUCUGGGCUGCUCUUUUCUUAAUGAUUAUUUCAGCAAUCUCUGGAGGGAUAACUGACCUCUCCUUUAAUGCUAUUGGUUACACAUGGCAGAUUAUCAAUUGUUUCUUGACUGCAUCGUAUUCUUUGACCCUGAGGAGGGUUAUGGACACAGCUAAGCAAGUUACUAAAUCAGGAGAUUUGAAUGAAUUUUCUAUGGUUUUGCUAAACAACACCCUUUCUGUACCAUUGGGGAUUCUUCUUAUGUUCGUAUUCAAUGAGGUGGACUAUCUAUCUAAAACGCCACUUCUAAGACUGCCGAUAUUCUGGCUGGUAAUUACUUUAAGUGGAUUUUUGGGUUUAGCUAUCAGCUUUACAUCCAUGUGGUUUCUUCAUCAAACAGGUGCUACAACAUACAGCCUUGUGGGUUCGCUAAAUAAGAUUCCUCUUUCCAUUGCUGGUAUUCUGCUUUUCCAUGUUCCAACUAGUGUGGAGAAUUCAGCAAGUAUAUUGUUUGGCUUGCUUGCGGGAGUGUUUUUUGCCAGAGCUAAAAUGCGUUGAUUCCCAGGGAUGCCAAACAUCUUGCUGUUGCCAUUCAUUCGGAGAUCAUGUCACAGGCAGAUGUAGAACCUAUGCUGGAAAAAAUCUUGCUGUUCCGAUAAAAAAUUGCCAGCUUUCAAGAAACAGGAUUAUAUAGUUAAUUGAUGAUAGUUUUAACAUUUCGAACAUUUUUGUUUGAAUUUGAAGGGUUAGGGAUAGGAAUUAGGCUAAUGUUAUAUCGUGCAUCUUGGAGUAAAACAUUUUGCACGCUUGUGUGUUGAGGUUCGAGUGUGCGGGUAAAUUCACACGGACAGCCACACGGCUCUAUGAAAUUGGCGCUAAUGUAUGUGUAAAUUCACCUGUAAAUGUGGCGGUCCUGCGUGUAAAUUCAAAAUCCUGUAGCUAGAGAAACGUUGCGGCAUGUUGUAUUGCUUUUGAGUUUUAUGUCCAUGUCUUUACACUUGGAAAAGAACCAUAAUUCCAACAGUUAGGUUAUUUCAUGUCCCCAACCCAAUACUUGCAUUUUCACAGUCCGUACAACAAUGUUCAUCCUAAUUAAAUUGCUAUUUGUCACAAAUGUAUCUCAAAAUAUUGUUGAGAAGGAUUUUUUUUCGAAAGGG